UCGGAGUACGCGCUCUUUUGUAAAACGAAGUCGUUGUGUCCAUGAGGUUCCUGUCCUGGUUGUGCAAGUGCUUGGAGAAGCGUCUGAAGAGGGGCGGCGCAGCCUCCGACGACGGCUGCGGCGACGAUGCAAACGAUGGCGGCGACACUUGGGACCUCAUCUUCCCCCUCCAAACUCUCCAGCUGGCCACCAAUUUCUUCUCCGACCUUAACCAGCUCGGUCAUGGAGGGUUUGGUCCUGUCUUCAAGGGAUUGAUGCCAAAUGGUCAAGAAGUGGCUGUUAAGAAGCUGUCAUUGGCAUCUAGGCAAGGAAUUAGGGAAUUUACCAAUGAAGUCAAGCUAUUACUAAAACUUCAGCACAAGAACUUGGUUAUAUUACUGGGUUGUUGUGCAGAAGGACGUGAAAAAAUGCUUGUCUAUGAGUAUCUGCCAAACAAAAGCCUUGAUCACUUCCUGUUUGAUAAAAGGAAGUCUUCAUCUUUGGACUGGACAACACGAUUUAGAAUAAUUACAGGUGUGGCAAGAGGACUUCUCUACCUGCACGAAGAGGCCCCAGAAAGAAUUAUCCACAGAGACAUUAAAGCUAGUAACAUAUUGCUGGAUGAGAAAUUAAAUCCAAAAAUCUCAGACUUUGGCUUGGCAAGGCUGUUUCCUGGGGAGGACACUCAUGUGCAGACAUUUAGGAUUUCCGGUACACAUGGUUACAUGGCCCCUGAAUAUGCAUUGCGAGGAUAUCUGUCUGUGAAGACAGAUGUUUUCAGUUAUGGAGUCCUGGUGUUGGAAAUAGUUAGUGGGAGAAAAAACCAUGACAAGCAGCUUGGUGCAGAAAAGGCAGAUCUCUUGAACUACGCUUGGACGCUUUAUCAAGGAGGGAAGAUUAUGGAUUUAAUUGACCCAACCCUUGGUAAAUACAAUGGUGAUGAGGCAGCAAUGUGCAUUCAGCUAGGUUUGUUGUGCUGUCAAGCAAGUAUAAUCGAUAGACCAGACAUGAAUUCUGUUCAUCUCAUGCUCUCAAGUGACUCCUUCACAUUGCCUAGACCAGGUAAACCAGGAAUUCAAGGUCGUGUUGGACAUUGGACUACAACCACUACUUCUGCUUUCACCAAUACUACUGCUAGUAGUGCAACCAAAGCCUCAGGUGGUAGUAGUUUUGUAGAGGAUUAUUCUAGAAAUUCUAUUUCUACUUCUUCUUUUGACGAAGGCAGAUGAACUCCAUUCAUAUUGUGUAAAGUGUAAUAAGCUUUAUCUAUUUAUUUAGGGGUAUUCUUUUUGUAAUAUCAUAUUUAUAUGCUAGUACAAAAAUAGUUUGAUCUAUGUGAUAAAAUACGAGUAU
Molecule: messenger RNA, 1332 nt
Organism: Gastrolobium bilobum
Lineage: Eukaryota; Viridiplantae; Streptophyta; Magnoliopsida; Fabales; Fabaceae
Product: cysteine-rich receptor-like protein kinase 44
Exons: 5
Coding region: 42-1208 (388 amino acids)
Biological process (GO): protein phosphorylation
Molecular function (GO): ATP binding; protein kinase activity
Source: RefSeq, a predicted model, not a curated record